Molecule: messenger RNA, 1123 nt
Organism: Saccostrea cuccullata (small rock oyster)
Lineage: Eukaryota; Metazoa; Mollusca; Bivalvia; Ostreida; Ostreidae
Product: metalloproteinase inhibitor 1-like
Exons: 5
Coding region: 31-636 (201 amino acids)
Biological process (GO): negative regulation of endopeptidase activity; negative regulation of membrane protein ectodomain proteolysis
Cellular component (GO): extracellular matrix
Molecular function (GO): metalloendopeptidase inhibitor activity; protease binding
Source: RefSeq, a predicted model, not a curated record
AGAAAUACUAGUAUCAUAUUAGACCCGAUCAUGCACGUAUUCGUUUUAUCUUACGUGUUUGUUGGCUGUUUUGCCUUUUCUAUGGCAUGUAGCUGUUUUCCUCAGCAUCCUCAAGUUCAGUUCUGUAACUCCGACUUUGUUGUCAAGGCAACGGUAUUGGAAAGAAAACCCGGUAACAACGAAUUUAGACAGGAAGUGAAAUAUGAAGUCAAUAUUCUAGAAGAUUACAAGAACAGUUACGGUCCAAACCGUGGAAGAAGGGCAAUAUACACCGCCUCAAAUGGUGCCGCUUGUGGCUCUUACUUUCAAUUGGAUAAGACCUAUAUUAUUGCAGGAGGCAUACAAGGAGGUAUUUGGACUACAUACUCAUGUGGUCUAAAUGGUCUUUAUAAAUCUUUCUCAAGAUAUCAACGAAAAGCUUUCAAACGAGGAAUAUACAAGAGAAACUGUGGCUGCAAUGUUGUUGACUGCACUGAAUUAUUUGACGGUAGAAAGUGUCCAUCCAAGUCAAAUAACCAGUGUAUCAUGACAUCUGAUAGAAAUUGCUGGUACAAUCAAAAUGCCUGCACACAAUCAAAGUACGGAUGUGACUGGGACACCCGUUCCUGUCGUAAAACAUAUAAACCAGGAAAAUAAAUGUUAAUUACACAAAUAAAGGAAUAAGUGAUGACAAUUGAAUACAGAAUAAUCUGGAAAGUAACAUGAUGUAAAAAUAGUAUAUAACACUUAACAAAAACUGACGCAAUAUCCCCUUCCCUUAUAUCAAACUCGAAAAUCUAAUUAUCUGCUAUGCUGCUUGACCCCCUUCCCUGCAGUCACGCAUUUUAACGCAUAUACCAUUUCCUAUAGUAUUUUUAACGCAAAAUCACGCAGAAACCAUUUUCCCGCAAUCAUGCACUUUUUAAAUAAUUUCAAAGUUAUAUUUAGCUUUCAAUUUUAUCACUAUUUCCUUCUAUUUGAUACUUUUAAAAUCUUAUUAAAGAAAAAAAAUUAUAAGGGUUAGGGAAAAUAUAACACGUCAUAAUUAUUAAUGCCAAAUUUUAGAGAAUUUUGUACACUCUAUAGAGUAAUUGCAGGGAAAAGGUAACGUCAUACGAACAUUAAGUGUAUACUGUGUCGCAGU